CACCCGCUUAGCUACCUGCUAGCUAAAGUCAUGGCCCUGCUUAAACAGAGUUGUGUCACGGCUCGGUUUUCCACAAACCACCUAUGGCUUAGUCCCAGGACCAUCCUGCAGGUUUACACAGGCUGCCUGUCGACUGCGGCUGAGUCCGCUCCGGAUCGGACUGAGAGGAAGAAAGAGCUCCUGAGCCAAGAAGAUGGACCUGAUCUGCAGGACUUUAUUUCAGGGGAGCUGUCAGAGAAAAGCAAGUGGGCCGCGUACAGAGGCAACCUGAAGAGGCAGAAAGGAGAGAGGUUAAGGCUUCCUCCAUGGCUGAAGACUGAGAUCCCCAUUGGAAAGAACUACAACAGGCUGAAGAACACUCUGAGAGACCUGAACCUGCACACGGUGUGUGAGGAGGCCAGGUGUCCAAACAUCGGGGAAUGUUGGGGAGGGGGGGAGUACGCCACAGCUACAGCCACCAUCAUGUUGAUGGGAGACACAUGCACCCGUGGGUGCAGGUUCUGCUCAGUAAAAACGGCCCGGCAGCCUCCUCCUCUGGACCCCAACGAGCCGUACAACACAGCCGAGGCCAUCGCUGCCUGGGGCCUGGACUACGUGGUUCUGACCUCCGUCGACAGAGACGAUAUCUCUGAUGGAGGAGCAGCACAUUUUGCUAAAACUGUUUCUAGCCUGAAGGAAAGAAAUCCUCAGAUCCUGGUUGAAUGUCUGACCCCUGAUUUUCGUGGCGACCUGGCAGCUGUAGAGCAGAUCGCCUUGUCGGGGUUAGACGUGUACGCUCACAAUGUGGAGACAGUGCGGGAGCUGCAGAGGUAUGUUCGUGACCCCAGAGCGAACUUCGACCAGUCUCUGAGUGUCCUCAAACAUGCUAAGAAGGUCCAACCCAGCCUGCUCACCAAGACCUCCAUCAUGCUGGGACUUGGGGAGACCGACACACAGAUAAGCAACACUAUGAAGGAGCUGCGAGAGGCCGGAGUGGACUGCCUGACCCUUGGACAGUACAUGCAGCCCACAAAGCGCCACCUAAAGGUGGAAGAAUACAUCACUCCUGAAAGGUUUGCUCACUGGGAGAAAGUGGGAAAUGAAAUGGGUUUUCUCUACACAGCCAGCGGGCCGCUGGUUCGGUCCUCUUACAAAGCAGGUGAAUUCUUCCUGAAGAAUCUGCUUAAAAAGAGACAAACAGAAAUCACGUGUGAAGAUUGAAAAGCUCUUUUCAUUUUACUUACUGCUCUGCUUCAGCAUUAAUGGUGUGAAGUAGUUCUGGUUAUAAGACAUUAAAUUAUUUAAUGAUGGAUUAUUUUUCAAAGACUGAAAGUCGUGUACAGUACAAAAAUAUACAUUUUGUCACAGUGUACAAGGGUGGAAGUGAAUGGAAACACUUCAAAACAGCGGUUUCUGUAAUAUCUGCACCUGUUGAUAGUUUUUAACUGCACAUGGUCAUUUUGAGUCUAACAUCUAAAAUGUAUAUUUGUAUUUAAAUGAUUAAAAGACUUUAUGUAUCA
This is a messenger RNA of Austrofundulus limnaeus, 1499 nucleotides long. It is a transcript of the gene lias, whose product is annotated as lipoic acid synthetase. Lineage: Eukaryota; Metazoa; Chordata; Actinopteri; Cyprinodontiformes; Rivulidae. Gene Ontology annotation, molecular function: 4 iron, 4 sulfur cluster binding; lipoate synthase activity. The record is from RefSeq and is a predicted model, not a curated record. The transcript is spliced from 11 exons. The coding region runs from base 31 to 1200 and encodes 389 amino acids. Gene Ontology annotation, cellular component: mitochondrion. Gene Ontology annotation, biological process: lipoate biosynthetic process.